Talpa occidentalis (Iberian mole) is the source of this 2441-nucleotide messenger RNA. Its product is annotated as sulfotransferase 1C1. The transcript has 8 exons. Gene Ontology annotation, cellular component: cytoplasm. The coding region runs from base 150 to 1064 and encodes 304 amino acids. Gene Ontology annotation, molecular function: sulfotransferase activity. Gene Ontology annotation, biological process: sulfation. The record is from RefSeq and is a predicted model, not a curated record. Lineage: Eukaryota; Metazoa; Chordata; Mammalia; Eulipotyphla; Talpidae.
AAGAGCUCAACAGCCGGGCCUUCAGAGCUCAUAACUCCUCCAGGGGGAAGAGUCUAAAAAAGCACAGUCUCCCAGUGUCAGCAAAGAUCAAGGUCUUGGAAAACCACUUGCCUGGGGAAUCUUCACCUUUGGCAGGUCCAAAUAGAAAGAUGUCCUUGGAGAAAAUGAAGGAUCUCCACCUGGAGGGAAAAGACAUACAACCAGAAACCCAAGAGGUGGACGGAGUCCUCAUGACCAAGCUGAUAAGUGAUAACUGGGACAAUAUCUGGAAUUUCCAAGCAAAACCUGAUGAUCUCCUCAUAGCAACCUAUGCAAAGGCAGGCACCACCUGGACACAGGAGAUUGUGGACAUGAUCCAAAAUGAUGGAGACGUGCAGAAGUGUCAAAGGGCCAACACUUUCGACCGGCAUCCUUUCAUUGAGUGGACUCUGCCACCACCCCUCAACUCAGGUUUGGAUUUGGCCAGCAAAAUGCCUUCUCCUAGAACUCUGAAGACUCAUCUGCCUGUUCAGAUGUUACCACCUUCCUUCUGGAAAGAAAAUUCAAAGAUAAUCUAUGUGGCUAGAAAUGCAAAGGACUGUCUGGUGUCCUACUAUCAUUUCUCAAGAAUGAAUAAAAUGGUCCCUGACCCUGGUACAUGGGAGGAAUAUGUCGAGACAUUCAAAGCUGGAAAGGUGCUGUGGGGCUCCUGGCAUGACCAUGUAAAGGGAUGGUGGGAAGCCAAGGACCAGCACCGCAUCCUUUACCUCUUCUAUGAAGACAUGAAGGAGGACCCAAAGAGGGAAAUUCAGAAGAUAUUAAAGUUCCUGGAGAAAGAAGUAUCAGAGGAAAUUCUGAAUAAAAUAAUCUAUCACACCUCCUUUGAUGUAAUGAAGGAAAACCCAAUGGCCAACUACACCACUUUGCCAACCAGUAUCAUGGACCACUCCAUCUCCCCUUUUAUGAGGAAAGGGAUGCCUGGGGACUGGAAGAACCAUUUUACUGUGGCCCAAAAUGAAGAAUUUGAUAAGGACUAUGAGAAGAAAAUGGCAGGCAGCACCCUCACCUUCCGCACAGAAAUUUAAGGCAACCAGGGAGUCGGUCAGGAUGACUUUGCUAGAUUUUUGACAUCUGAGCCCUGUUGCUCAAAGGAUACUUAAAACAGUGACACCUGAUUUUUUUCCCCCAAUCCUAAGCUUUUGCACAAUAUCUGUAGGUCUUAUGCCACUAUUCUAUACUUCAUCAAAAUUUAUCAAAUCCUGGCCAGAAGAUUAAAAUGAAAUUAUAUGAUUGCUCAUGUAGAUAUUGAUUACAUUAUGAUCUAUUUAUGUAUAGUUUGGAAAAAUAAAUGCAUACUAGUUUAUAAUAGCCCAAUCUUCUGGAGUCAAAACUCAUGGAAAACGAGAAACUAAGAAGAAUAGAACUUCAAAAUAAGAGAAAGUGAUUGAGAUGUAAAGAGGAUGAAGCGUAGUAGGGAAAGCAUGGAAAGGGAACUGAUAUUGAUUACUGUCAAAAAUGAGAGAUGGAGAUUGCGCCAACUCUUAGAGAUAUGAGGGCUUGCAGAGGGGCAGGUGAUAAAUAGCAGAAGGUAAGCCAGUGAACUUGGUCUGCUCAGGUGGUAUCAAGUUGAAGAUGGUCUCACAACCAGAAAGAAAGACUCAAACUGCAAUGAGUAGUGGGAAGCACAGGAUACGUAAGAAGCAGCCCUUUUCAGUGGUCUGCACUGAAGUCAGAUGUACUUCAGAGAGAGGAAGAGAGAAUCGAAUUAGCCCAAGAAAAAAUAAAACAAAAUACCCAGAAAUGCAUGCACUUUAAGAAAAAAUUGAAUAUCACAUCUCUGGGGGAAAAUCAUGUUUUACACUUCUGAAAAAGAGGGCUCCUAGAAAAAUGGUCAGAAUUACGAAAUUGUUCAGCCCAAUGUAACCAUAUUCUUCUGCUUUUUAUUAAACUGUCUGAUCAUUUAUGUGUAUUAUCAUUUGCACAAGAUGUGCAGGACUGUACAUUAUUUUAUUUUAUUUACAGAUUUAUUAAUUUAUGCAUACAAGAGCUGGGGUACAGGCCAGAGAUGUAAGGGGUGAGAGGAUUUACCAGAGACAGAGUGGGGAACAGAACAGGCAGACUGACAAAAUACUCUGCUGGGGGGAGUAGUGGGCAAGACAGGAGAGGUCUGCUGCGCCAUGCGGAUUGCUCCCUGGCCAGCCAGGGAUCAAACUCAUGCUGCAGAGGCUGCAGAUUGCUUCAUAGUGCAAUGCUUAACCCCUUGUGCCACCAGGGAGGCCCCUGUACAUUAUUUUAGAAGAAUAUCAGAAGGUACAUUUUGUGGGUGAGCUGCUCUCUUGUGGCACUAAAUCAUAUGAUGCAGAAAAUUAUCUAUUCCCCCCAGUAAAAAAGCCAGCCCUGCUUUCAUUCUUUCACGUUCUACUUUCUACAGUAAGCAUGCAAAUCAUUACACAUGAAAAACA